AUGCGCGUCCCCGCCCGCCCCGCGCGCCCGGGCUCAGGGAGGCCGAGGCCGCUGCGGCCCGAGGGGGCGGGGGCGGGGUGCUGGGGCCCCCUGCGCGGCCCCGGGACGCAGGGCCACGGCGCCAGGCCUCUGCGCCCCAGGGCCCCCCCCCCUGAAUGCGAGGUCUGCCUGCGGGGUGCCCGGGGUGCCCCCUCGCCCCCGGGCCGCGGGAGCUCCCUGCAGCUCCGGUUGUGUCCCUGCCCUGUGCCGGCCGAGCCUCAGCCUCAUCUCGGGAGCAGUGGCCCCGGGGAGCCGGUUCGGGCCCGCGGGGCUGCGUUCUCACUGCUCAGGGCUGCGCGCCUGGACCCAGUGCCCCAGGCGUGCCUGCCACACGUGCCCAGCGCAGCGCAUCCCUCCCGCCCUCCCGUCACCCUCUCCCGCGAGGCAACCGAAGCAGAGGAAUCCGACGCCUCAGCAGCGGUCGCGCAGGACGGCGGGGCCCGGCCAGGCCCCGGCAGGUGCGCCUCCGGCCUCGAGCGCAAGGAGGCGCCAGGGGCCCACGCGAGCCGGGCCGCGCCACCGCAGCCGGCGACAGCUGUCGGCGAUCUGCACGCGGCUCCGCGGCCGGCUCCGCGCAGCGCCGGAGGUGCCCGGGCCCCAGGGGCGCCGGGCGCGGCACCGGGGGCUCCGAGCCCGGGGACGGAGUGCCGAGAGCCGCCCCGAAUCUGCCACGGAGACAGGGACGCCACGGAGGCGCCGCCACCAGAGAAGCCCAAGGGCCCAGAUGCUCGGACCCAUCCCCCGGGCCCCCCAGCCGAGGUCACGGGCCGCGCCGCGCGGCGAAGCCCCUCCCCUGGGGCGGGUGGCGGGCUCAGGCCGCGAGGUGCCCCCCCCCCGCACCCGCACCCGCACCCGCGCCCCCGGCGGCCGGCGGUGCGCACCCCGUCACCAGCGGCACCCAGGUCGCGGGAGAGCCGCCGGGACCUCGGCCGUGUGGCCACUGCCCCUCCGCGCCAGCGCCGCGCCCGCCCGCGCCCCCAGCACCUCGCAUCGUGGGUCGGUGUGCGCCCCCCAUCCCCGCUCACCGCCACCACGUGCGGGCACAUGGGCGGCUCUGCUUCCGCGGGGCGCGUCGGGGGGCCAGGGGAGGGAGCGCAGGACCCGGCGCGGAGGGGGCGGGGUGGGGCGGCGGUGGCUGCGGGGAAGCUGCGGGGAGGGGUUGCGGGGCGGAGGGGGGCUGCGAGGGAGGGGCGGUGGAGGGACUUUGGGGGGCUGCGGGGGAGGGGCUGCGGGGGUGCUCAUGGCGGUGCUCAGGAGCCGGAGCGCUCCUCCGCUCGCCUGGGCGCCGUGUUCCGCGUGGACAGGAGCCCCCCGGGGAGCGGCGCGGCCGAAAAACCCCCGGGACUCGCGGCGACCGCGGGCCGAGGCGUCACGGAGCUCGGUUCCCCGCCGCCAGGUCCCCCCCCCCCCCCGCCGCCCCCCGCGCCCCUCCCACAGGUGGCUACGGGGCCCAGAGAGGUUAACGCCGGCUGCAGGCGGCGGCAGGCCCCCACUCGCUGCGCUGGGAACCCCGAGGCCUGCGGGGACGGGGAGGGGGGCGCCCCUGCCCCCGGGCCCCCUCUCUGGGAUCUCGCACCCCUAGCCCUCGGCCUCCCCGCUCCUGCGCACCGGCCGCCGCCGCCGCCGCGUCCCUCCGUCCCGCUCCCUGUGGCCAGUUGA
This is a messenger RNA of Canis lupus familiaris (dog), 1698 nucleotides long. RefSeq names its product basic proline-rich protein-like. The coding region runs from base 1 to 1698 and encodes 565 amino acids. NCBI's taxonomy places the organism in Eukaryota, Metazoa, Chordata, Mammalia, Carnivora, Canidae. The transcript is spliced from 4 exons. The record is from RefSeq and is a predicted model, not a curated record.